Messenger RNA from Papaver somniferum (opium poppy), 2846 nucleotides. Its product is annotated as two-component response regulator ARR12-like. The transcript is spliced from 6 exons. Gene Ontology annotation, biological process: cytokinin-activated signaling pathway; phosphorelay signal transduction system. Gene Ontology annotation, molecular function: DNA binding; DNA-binding transcription factor activity. Bases 376 to 2460 code for a protein of 694 amino acids. NCBI's taxonomy places the organism in Eukaryota, Viridiplantae, Streptophyta, Magnoliopsida, Ranunculales, Papaveraceae. The record is from RefSeq and is a predicted model, not a curated record.
UCAUUAUCAAGAUCUAUAAUUACAAUAUACUCCUUCUCUGUCUCCCUCUGUCUGUCCAGUUCUUCUUCUCCUCUUCCUCUCUCCUAGAGACUUAGAAAGAACUAGCUUUACCAGACCUAAACACCAAAUUUUGAUUUUGAUUUCCAGAAGAAGUGUUAGUUUUAUGGUAACAGAAAUUAGCUAAAAGAAUAAGAGCGUUCUCUAUGAAAAGUAAUUAAUUAAUCUCUUUGAGUUAGUUAAGUUAUUGUGAAGAUACCUAAUUAGACCUCUGGGAGAGAGAGAGAGGGAGAGGGAGAAGCAGAUUCUCAUUAUCAAAGCUAGUAACAUUUUUCAAGGAUCUUAUUUAAUUUUUCUGGGUUUUGAUUACUGAGAAUAAUGACAGUAGAGGAAUCAUUAAUAAGAGGAAGUAGUGGUAGUGAAGAUGAACAGAAAAUUGAUUUGUUUCCAAUUGGUAUGCGGGUAUUAGCUGUUGAUGAUGAUCUCAUUUGCUUGAGGGUCUUAGAGUCUCUUCUAAGGAGAUGUCAAUACCAUGUUACUACAACAACUCAGGCAGUUACAGCACUGAAGAUGUUGAGAGAAAAUAGAGAUAAGUUUGAUUUGGUUAUCAGUGAUGUUCAGAUGCCUGACAUGGAUGGAUUCAAGCUUCUUGAGCUUGUGGGUCUUGAAAUGGACCUUCCUGUCAUAAUGUUGUCGGCCAAUGGAGAUACAAGAAAUGUGAUGAGGGGAAUUACUCAUGGUGCUUGUGACUACUUGCUCAAACCUGUUAGAAUUGAGGAGCUCAAGAACAUAUGGCAACAUGUACUUAGGAAGAAGAAGGUUGAACCCAAGGACCAAAACAAUCUUGACAAGCUUAAUCCAGGAAUGGGUGAUUCUGGGAAAGGUCAUUCAGUGUCUGGAAAUGAUGAUCAAAAUAAGCUCAAUAGGAAACGCAAAGAUCAGAACGAAGAAGAUGAUGAUGAGUGUGAGGAUGAAAAUGACAAUGAUGACCCGUCUUCGCAGAAAAAACCAAGGGUAGUUUGGUCGGUAGAGCUUCACCGCAAGUUCGUUGCAGCCGUAAAUCAGUUGGGAAUUGAUAAAGCCGUCCCUAAGAAGAUACUCGAUCUGAUGAAUGUGGAUAGACUUACUAGAGAGAAUGUGGCAAGCCAUCUUCAGAAAUAUCGGCUUUAUCUGAAAAGGAUUAGCUGUGUGGCAAGCCAGCAAGCGAACAUGGUUGCUGCUUUAGGUGGUAAAGAUGCUUCCUAUUUGCGCAUGGGUUCACUUGAUGGAUUUGGAGAUUUCCAUGGCUUUGGGGGACCGGGGCAGCUACCGAACGGUUCAUUGGCAUCAUAUUCACCAGUUGGAAUGCUUGGAAGAUUAAAUACUCCUGUUGGUAUAGGGUUACAUGGUCCCUCUUCUGGAAUGAUGCAACUUGGUCGACCCCAGAACCCGACCAACUCUGUCCAUGAUCUAGGGAAGCUUCGUCAAAGUGUCAUACCUGGAAACCAAAAUGGGAAUUUUCUUCAAGGGAUGCCGACACCUCUGGAACUUGACCAAUUGCAACAAAGUAAGAGCAUUGCUCGUAUAGGGGAGUUCUCUUCAUCCAUUGAUCCAAGAGCUUUUCCAGGUCCGAGUAGUUUCCCAGACACUGGAGUCACCAUAGCUAAUUCAAACAACUCGUUUCAAAAUGUUCAUAGCAACUCACUGUUGUUACUAGGAGGGCCACAGCAAACCCAGAGUAGGGCUGGUUUUGGAAAUCAAUCCUCUGUUAGAAUGCCGUCAGUCAAUUCCGAAUCUUUUGAGUUUGGGUUUGGCGUUUCUUCUCAUUUACCUGACCUGGGUAGGUGCAACGACAAUUGGCCGACUGCUGCUCCAAUAAGUGGAUUUCCUUCAAAUCCUCUGCCACUGGGUGACAAUCCUUUUAGCCACGCGGAUUUAUCGUCGGAUAUUCUAACAGACAAUAUUUCUUCGAUCAACGCCACAAUUGGGAAUAAUUCACUUGACGUGUCCUCCAACAGUGUAACGAAUCAGCUCGAUUCAAGAAGGGAUUUACAACCAGGGCCUAUUGGUGUUGCUCAACAUGACAAGUUCUCUAACUUUGUGAAUUUGGGUGAUAAUGUUGGCCAGAGUAUGAAUUUAGUUCCUAAACAGAAAUGGAUUAGUCAUAAACAAGAUUAUAACCAAACAUCAAAUCUUCUGUUCAGUUCAUCAAGUCCAUCAGUACCUAUUCAUGGGGUUGUGGAUCCCUUAGGUCAGAAUAGUACAAUGAGCAACAGAAAGACUGAUUUGAUUUCCACCUCACAACCAGCAGCUGGUAGUAAUUCAUAUUUCACACGACGUAAUGGGAUUGAGAAAUCGUCUAUUGGCAUGACUGAAAAUUUUCUCUUGGAUCAGAAUAGGUCACAAGGUGGUGCAGUCAUGUCUAAUAGUUGUGGCUCCUUGGAGGAUCUAAUGAGCGCAAUGAUUAAACGGGACUUUGGAUAAAAUUGUUUAGUUUCUUAUGCAGGAGCGAGAAGAACUUACACCGAGGGACGGUGAUAUUUUCCCAGUGAGAACAUGUAUGUGAAAGAAAUAUUAACUCCCCUUAAGAAUUGGGAAAAAUAAGGACACUGUUGCAACAUGCCAUGAAAGACUCUUUUUUCUCCAAGAGAAAAAGGAGUUUGUAUUAUCAUCUUGAUUGAUUGUCAUGUAAUCUCUUCUGGCUUUUUUUUUUUUUUUUUUGUUUUUAAUCUGAAGUUUUUAUUCCCUUUGUAUGUUGCGAGUCUUAUACCAGUGUCAUUUGCUUGUAUAUUUCUGCCUUCAGUUGUCUUCUUUUUCCUCGUUAAGACAAUUCAAUGAUUCCCGAAAAGAGACAGUGUUUGAUUGUGCAA